AACCACACCGGAGAAAAAACGAACCCACGAGAAAAAUCCACCAAGAAGACGAAACCGAACUCAGCAACCUCCACCAUGUCCAUGGCCACCACCGCCCUCCUCCGGCUAGCGCCGCUGCCGCCGCACGCCCGCCUCCUCGCCCCCAAGAAACCAUCUCUCCUCACGCCCCUCGGCAGCGGCCGCCGCGCCGCGGGCGCCCUGCGGCUCGCGAGGGCGGCCGGCGACGGGCUCGCGGAUCAGACCACCGUCUACAACGGCGUGUACGGGCCCUGGUCCGUGGACGACGCGGACGUGCGCGAGGUGCUGCUGUACCGGGCUGGGCUAGUCACGGCCGCCGCGUCUUUCCUGGUGGCCGCCUCGGGGGCGUUCCUGCCGGAGGGGAACGCGGUCGGCGACGCCGUCCGGCAGGGCGCCGACCUCUUCUACGCCGCCGGGGCCGGCGGUCUCGGGCUGUCGCUCGUGCUGAUCCACAUCUACGUUACCCCCAUCAAGCGGUUCCUCCAGGCGCUCUGGGCCGUCGGCGUGCUCGGGUCCGUCGGCACCUACGCCCUCGCCGCGCGGCCGCUCGACGAGGGGCUGGUCCGGUACGUGCUCGAGCACCCCGGCGCCAUGUGGUUCGUCGGGCCCACCUUCGCCGCGCUCACUGGCCUCGUCUUCAAGGAAGGACUCUGCUAUGGGAAACUGGAAGCCGGCAUCUUGACGUUUGUUAUCCCAAUCCUUCUUCUUGGACACCUGUCUGGCUUCAUGGACGAUGGGGUAAAAUUGAGCCUCUUAGGGGUGUGGAUGGCGCUCUUCUCCGUGUUCGCCGCAAGGAAAUUCCAGCAGCCCAUUAAGGACGACAUUGGCGACAAGUCUGUCUUCAUGUUCAACGCCCUCCCCGAAGAGGAAAAGAAAGCUCUGCUGCAGAGGCUCGAAGCGCCGACUGGGCAGAAGUUCGAGUAGCAGGUAUCGUCGGUCAAUGAAUAACAUUGUUUCACUUCCAACUGAGCAGAAGCUUGAAUAGAUGUAGCUAGCACAAUGCAGAUAGCUAGUCGCGACUAUAGCCGUUGUAUAUGUUAGUUCGAAGAAAAAACAUGCUAGGGCAUGUGCCAGUAUUGACAAAGCUGUGAUUUCGCUGCAAAAUCUGUUACUGGAUGGA
Hordeum vulgare subsp. vulgare (domesticated barley) is the source of this 1138-nucleotide messenger RNA. RefSeq lists its product as uncharacterized. Gene Ontology annotation, cellular component: chloroplast. The transcript has 4 exons. The record is from RefSeq and is a predicted model, not a curated record. Lineage: Eukaryota; Viridiplantae; Streptophyta; Magnoliopsida; Poales; Poaceae. Bases 76 to 942 code for a protein of 288 amino acids.